This is a messenger RNA of Effrenium voratum, 2724 nucleotides long. Lineage: Eukaryota; Dinophyceae; Suessiales; Symbiodiniaceae. The record is from the annotation of a GenBank genome assembly.
AUGGGGAGCAUCCGCCAGGUAGAACUUACCAAGGACAUCAAGGCGAAGCAGUGGCACGUGGCCGCGUCCUUGGUGUGCGCCGCAGUCGCCGCGUCCGUCACGCUGAACAUCAUCAUCUAUACAGCGCUGGUGAACACGUCCGCGCAAAGUCACUGGCAAGAGUGUACGCGCCUCCUCAGCGACCUCCGGCAUGGCGCCCUCCAGGCUGACCACCAGCUGUGCAACGCUGCGGGCCGCGCCUGUGCCGAGUGGCGUCGGCUGUUGCUGCAGCUGUGGCAUUUCCAGGCGUGUGGCAUGGCAGUGGACGCCCACGGGGCCAGUGCAGCUGCCAGGGCCUGCGCAGGCUGGCGGGCGGCCUUUGCGCUGCUGCAGGCGUGGACCAAAGCCGCACUCCAGGCCACGGUGGUGAACCACAACGUGGCGGUGACCCGACUGGAGAAGGUUUCGAAGUGGCAGCCGUCCUUGGAAAUCCUCACGGAGAUGCAGAGGAAAGCAGUGGAACGGACGGUCAUUUCUCUGGCCUCUGCCAUCAGUGCCUGUGGUGCUGGCCAUUGGCAGCGGGCUGUGGCACUGCUGAGGUCGUGUCCUUGCCUGCAGCCGAAUGUGAUCGCCUGCAACGCUGCCAUCAGUGCCUGUGAGAAGCAAGGUCAGUGGCAGCAGGCAAUAGGCUUGCUUGCUGAGAUGGAGCUUCUGAGGUUGCAGGAGGACGUAAUCUCCCACAACGCCGUGAUCAGCGCCUGCGAGAAGGGCGGCCUCUGGGAGCGUGCCCUGGCGGUGCUGGCGCGGAUGAGGUCUCGCCGGGUCCGUGCCACGGAGGUGACGCGCUCGGCCGUGGUCAGCGCCUGCGCCACGGCGCGCCGCUGGCGGGAGGCGCUUUGGGCGCUGCGGGCGCUGAGGCCUCGGCGUGGGAGCCACGACUUCGAGGCCAGCGCCAACGCGGCCAACGCGGCCAACGCGGCCAGCGCGGCCAACGCGGCCAACGCGGCCACCAACGCAGGCAUCAGCGCCUGUGCGAGGGCGUGGGAUUCGGCGCUGCAGCUGCUGCGGCACAUGCCUGCAGAGGCUUUGCAGCCAGACCUUGUCAGCUUCAAUGCUGCGCUUUCUGCCUGCAGGUGGCGUCAAAUCGUGGACUUGCUGGCCAGCAUUCGGUGCAGAGGGCUUGAGAAGGAUGUGAUCACCUACGAGGCCGCGGUCUGGGGCUUUGAGAAGGCUUCCCGCAGCCGGGAGGCUGUGGCUCUCCUGCGGGACCUGGAUGUGCUGCGCCGAGUUUUCCAAGCCACGCUGGACAUCCAGGCGUGCGGGCGCUUGCUGGAAGGCCCAGAGCGGCGAACUCCGCAGAUGUCUCCACAGGCGAGCAUGCAGGACAUGCAGGAGGCGCUGCACCCAAAGAGGAACGAGUCCAACGUGGAACAGCUCCUGCGAGAAUGGGACUCUCUCAAAAAAGUUGGUUCCCAGAACAUGGCGCCGGCGGUGCUGCUCAGCGAGCAGGAGCGAGUCACCGUGGAGAGCGCCCUGGACAACGCCGAGCUCAUGGCGCUGAAGCACGCGGAGAUCAGCGGCUGGUUUUUUGACCGCCGCACUGGCGAGCGCUGGCUGGCCGCCAAGGUGGCAGAGAUCUGCCGCGGAAAUCUGGCGGAGUGGAUGGCGUGGGCCUUCUUCCAUUGUACCCCAGACGAGGUGCCUCCCCAGAGGCGCGAGGAGAUGACAAAGCUCAUUGAGGAAGGUGUGCAGUGGGCCGGUGUUGACUUCCCUCCUGGCUACAACCCGCACGUGCAAGCCAUGCGACUGACCAUGGAUCCCAUUCCCUCCGAGCAUCGGCCACUGGCUUACUACAUUGUGACUGCGCUUGCAAUGCCCGUGGUGAACGGUUACAACCUCGAACACCUCGGGUUCCAUGCCCACAGGAGUGGCACGCUGUGGUACUGGCUGCGGCGCGGGCGAGGGAGACAAGGCGCUGAGCCUCCGCUGGUGUUCUGCCACGGCGUGGGCGUGAACUUGCUGCCCUACGUCCACUUCAUCAAUGAACUGUUGAGGCAAGUGCCGAGAGGCAAAGACAUCUUCCUGGUAUCCUUGCCGCACAUCUCCAUGCGCAUCAAGGAGGAUGUGCCCUCCUCCACUGAGAUGGUGGCGUGUUUGCGUGACAUGCUGGCGAGUUGGGAGCACACCUCCGCGCACUUCAUCGGCCACUCCUUCGGCUCCAUCGUGGUCGCCUGGAUGGCCCGCAACGCCAAGGAGAUGGUCAGCGUUGCCACCUUCCUUGACCCUGUUUGCUUCUUGCUCAUCAAGCCAGAUGUGUGCUACAACUUCAUGUACCGACAGCCUCAGACGGCGACGCAGCUGUUGAUGCACUACUUCGUGGCCCGGGAGUUGUUCAUUGCGCACAGCUUGUCCCGGAACUUCUUUUGGCAUCAGAACCUGCUGUGGCCAGAGGAGCUGGACAUGCCUUGCAUGGUGAUGCUCUCUGGGGAGGAUUCCAUUGUGCCAGCUCAUUCUGCCCCUUGGCCGCCACGAUCGAAGUGCGUGAAGUGCUCCAUUCCCCAGGUCCGGCGCUACCUCACGGGCUGGAUCCAGAAAAUCCGAGCAAACAAACAGGACACCUUCAGGUUGCUGUGGUUCCCCAACCUGGGGCACGGUGAGAUGAACUUUGGCCCGGUUGGGCUGGCUGCAUGCAAGCGCAUCGUUGCCGAGAUGAUGUCGCUCGAGGCAAGGUUAUCUUGUAGUUAG